Molecule: messenger RNA, 1696 nt
Organism: Quercus lobata
Lineage: Eukaryota; Viridiplantae; Streptophyta; Magnoliopsida; Fagales; Fagaceae
Product: cell division cycle 20.2, cofactor of APC complex-like
Exons: 5
Coding region: 86-1459 (457 amino acids)
Biological process (GO): positive regulation of ubiquitin protein ligase activity; positive regulation of anaphase-promoting complex-dependent catabolic process; anaphase-promoting complex-dependent catabolic process
Cellular component (GO): anaphase-promoting complex
Molecular function (GO): protein binding; anaphase-promoting complex binding; ubiquitin ligase activator activity
Source: RefSeq, a predicted model, not a curated record
UGUAGGGAUUUGUGUUCUCUCUCUCUCUCUCUGUUUUUUUCUUUUUUGUCUAUAUAUAUAUAUAUAUUGUUGUUGUUUUAGAGUUAUGGAUGCAGGAUCAUUGAAUUCUUCUUCAUCAAGUUCAUACUUGAACGCACAGUCUCGAUGGCCUCUUCGUGACCAAUUUCACCAGAAAAAGAGUUCCAAAGAAAACUUGGAUAGAUUUAUUCCAAACCGAUCAGCAAUGGAUUUUGAUUACGCGCACUAUAUGCUGAUGGAAGGGAGGAAAGGCAAAGAGAACCCACCUGCAAGCUCACCCUCCAGAGAGGCCUACAGGAAGCAUCUGGCAGAGACCUUCAACAUGAACCGGACUCGAAUUCUCGCUUUCAAGAACAAGCCCCCUGCUCCGGUCGAGUUGUUCCCACCUCAUUUCUUCUCUUCUCAGCAGCAGGAUAAGCCCACCAAGCCCAAGCGAAGCAUUCCUCAGACUUCUGAGAGGACAUUAGAUGCCCCUGACCUUGUGGACGAUUACUACUUAAAUUUACUGGAUUGGGGAAGCUGCAAUGUUCUUGCAAUUGCUCUUGGAAAUACAGUUUAUCUUUGGGAUGCUUCUAAUGGUUCUACUUCAGAACUUGUUACUGUUGAUGAUGAAAAUGGCCCUAUUACAAGUGUUAGCUGGGCUCCUGAUGGCCAGCACAUUGCCAUUGGCUUGAACAACUCUGAAGUACAAUUGUGGGAUUCAACAUCUAACAAACAGCUAAGAACUUUGAAAGGAGGCCACAGAUUGAGAGUUGGAUCACUGGCAUGGAACAAUCACAUCCUUACCACUGGAGGAAUGGACAGUCUGAUCAUUAACAAUGAUGUAAGAGUCAGAUCACAUAUUGUCGAAACCUACAGAGGUCAUGAGCAAGAGGUUUGCGGGCUGAAAUGGUCACCCUCAGGCCUGCAAUUGGCAAGUGGAGGAAAUGAUAAUCUACUAUUCAUAUGGGACAGAUCAACGGCAUCUUCAAAUUCACCAACGCAAUGGGCUCACAGGCUCGAAGAUCACACAUCUGCAGUGAAAGCUCUUGCUUGGUGUCCUUUCCAGAGCAAUUUGCUAGCCUCUGGUGGAGGUGGAGGUGAUAGGUGCAUAAAGUUUUGGAAUACUCAUACUGGUGCAUGCUUGAAUUCUGUGGACACUGGCUCUCAGGUUUGUUCAUUAUUGUGGAACAAGAAUGAGAGAGAGCUGCUCAGCUCUCAUGGUUUUACUCAGAACCAGCUUACUCUCUGGAAAUAUCCAUCAAUGGUGAAGAUGGCCGAGCUCACUGGUCAUACUUCCAGAGUUCUGUUUAUGGCUCAGAGCCCAGAUGGUUGCACAGUGGCAUCAGCAGCAGCAGAUGAAACACUCAAAUUCUGGAAUGUCUUUGGAGCCCCCCAAGCAGCAAAACCUGCUCCAAAAGCAAACCCCGAGCCCUUUUCCCAUGUAAAUCGUAUCCGAUAGUGAUUUACUCAACAACAGGGACAAGGCAAAACCAAUCCGAGUUGAAUUUACUUUUUUGUUUGUUUGUUUGUUUGAAGAAAGAUAGUGAUGUAAAGUUUAUUUUUUUGCUGAAUGUGUAAAGAUAGUAACAUACUUGGUAUCAUGUGUAAAGUUCUGAUUACUCUCAACUCGAGAAAGUUUUGUGUUGUAUUCUCCUAAUUUUUCUUAGUGGAAACUUUUGCCUCAAUCUUUUGUCCA